GAGCGGAGCCCAUUCCCUACUGGGCUGGGUAAGGAGGAGAGGAACGAUGGCCAGCAGUGUGUUCUGGAUCUUGGCUGUAGCCCUGACUCUGACGGCUGAAGCCUUAAUGCCACUGGAUUACCGAUGUGGUGUAAAGCCAAAAUCAAGAGCCAACUGUGGACCCCCAGGCAUAUCCCCAAGUGAAUGUGUAGAGAAAGGGUGCUGCUUUGAUGACAGUGAUCCAGACAGUAUUUGGUGUUACAAUCCGUGGAAAUUUGAAAACACCAUUUGCAACCCGGCGGAACCAAAGGCGAGAGUAAACUGUGGCUUCCCUGGGAUUUCUGCAGAGGACUGCGAUCACAAAGGAUGUUGCUUCAACGACACCAUUCCCAAUGUUGUGUGGUGCUAUCAGCCAAUCAUACAAGCAGUGGAACGUGACUGUUCAGCAGUAGUGCCUGAUAAAAGGGUGAACUGUGGACCCCCAGGAGUGACCCCAGAUCAAUGCGUAAAGAACGGCUGCUGCUUCAAUUCCGACGUGGGCGGGGUGCCUUGGUGCUUCAAGCCUGAAAUCAAGAAAGAGCUCCUGCAAUGCGCUGUUCUACCAAAAACAAGAGUAAACUGUGGCUUCCCCAGCAUCACAAUGGACCAGUGCUACCAGAAAGGCUGCUGCUAUGAUUCCAGCCAGUCCGACACAAUCUGGUGCUUCUAUCCAGAUAUUGAAGAAGUUACUAUCAUUGAAUAAGGGCAUCACCCACAGCUCAUCGUAUGGCUGCUCAGUAGUAGAAAUUCUCUCCGGCUGAUUAAUGCCACAAUUUCUGAUCACCACAAUGCCGGUCUGUUUUAGUUGGGAAGAGUUCUCUUAGACAACUGCGCCCAUAAAAAGACAAUAAACAUUACUAUGAAAACUG
Messenger RNA from Xenopus tropicalis (tropical clawed frog), 887 nucleotides. RefSeq names its product trefoil factor 3 gene 8 (gene tff3.8). Bases 47 to 721 code for a protein of 224 amino acids. The transcript is spliced from 6 exons. The record is from RefSeq and is a predicted model, not a curated record. Gene Ontology annotation, cellular component: extracellular region. Lineage: Eukaryota; Metazoa; Chordata; Amphibia; Anura; Pipidae.